Molecule: messenger RNA, 2368 nt
Organism: Haliotis rufescens (red abalone)
Lineage: Eukaryota; Metazoa; Mollusca; Gastropoda; Lepetellida; Haliotidae
Product: PSME3-interacting protein-like
Exons: 7
Coding region: 84-836 (250 amino acids)
Cellular component (GO): nucleus
Source: RefSeq, a predicted model, not a curated record
AGCGCGAAAUGUACUUCCUGUUGUAAACACGACAGCGUUUUGCAGAUCGUUUGGAAGGGCUAUUCACCGGAAAGACCUCCACAAUGAGCUUUGGCGGACAGAGUACAUCGUCUGGAUUUGCGCUGAAGAAGUUUCUCACAGAGGAUGAAGUGGAGGAGAAAAAGCGUAUUCGGCAAGAGCACUGGGACAAAGUUCGCAAAGCUGAUGAUCCAUUAGAAUGCCCAGAGGAAGACACACGGUCACUGUUCGAGAAGCUCCAGGAACAAAAAGACAAGAAACAGCAAGACUAUGAAGAACAGUUUAAAUUCAGUAAUGCUGUCAAGGGAUUGGAGGACGAUGAAGCGGAGUACCUGGACGAAGUGUCUCGGCGCCAGAUGCAGAUAGAGAAAGACAGACUGACUGAAGAGACCUCGAUAAUCAGGGAGAUGAGAGAUGCAAAUGUGGCAAUACUCCCCGAGAAGGCUUCAACAAAAGAUGGAGAGAAGUCAACAGCAGCAGCAGCAGGGAAGAGUGCACCGACCGCCUCCAGCAGGAAGUCACAACAGUCCUUACUGCUGGGAGCAGUGAAGAGAAAAAGUGCUGAAUCUUUGGAUGAAAAUAAAAAACAGAGAGUAGACGAUGCAGACAGUUCCACAGUGGACAGUUCAACAGAGGAACAGCCUCAACCCAGAAGAGUGAAUGGUGUGGCCAGGGUCAUCGGCAUAUUGCCUGGAAUUGGCAACUACUCUGAUGACAGUACUGACUCGAACUCCUCCAAUAGUGACUCUGAUCUCGAUGAGUUCAUGAUAAGGCCCAAAGUGAAGAGAAUCAUUAUCCAGACGAAGGAAGGAUGUUAGUCCGGUCAUCCUACAGGUGCUGCACCCACAUCUCCCAACAUCCGUUCCAGGACAACAUUGUACAAAGUGUCACCAUGGGUGAAAGAACUGUUGAUUUUAGUUAUGCAGAGAUUUUAAGGAGCAAUGUAAACAAUAGGAUCAAAACAGCAUAUGAUGCACUGAUUUAUGGAAUAAAGUAAUGUUAGUAAGGAAGCCUGUUGAAACAUAUACGUCUCAAUAUUUGAUAGGGAUAUUCUGAUUGUCCAGGUUUGAGUGAGUGAAUGAGUAUGGUUUUACACCGCUUUUAGCAAUAUCACGGCAGGGGACACCAGAAAUGGGCUUCACACAUUUUAACUGUGUAGGGAAUCAAACCCGGGUCUUCGGUGUGCUUUAACCUCCAGGCUACCCCAUAACCCCUCCAGGUUGGACAUGAAUGAUUGCUUGCUAUGACAUGGUGUCAUACAAAUAGUAUCCCAUGUUGCCAUGCAACUGAAGCAUGUUCCGCUUUAUCUCAAGUUAAUAAAAGUAAGUACGCAAUUCAAGUACAACAGUUGGUGACCUCUAUUAGCAACAUGAAAUAAUCCAGUAUCCUGCUCCAAUGUUCAUUAGUGUAUUAAAGAGUACUGUAUUGACUACCAGCUCUAAUAAAGUUUAAAAUGGGCACACAAUGAAAUCUGAAAAAUAUUUUUUUUAUGCCAAUAGAGGAAAAUGUGUGGGUUGACCCCAAAGUCAACAUACAAAUCAGUUUUUGACAUUAAGAAUAAAACCUGGGGUCCUUGUCAUGUUAAUUGUGGGGAUCCCUAAACUCAAAUACUAUAGCAACAACCCUCAGGUACCCAGGACACUGCAGUAAUUUCAUGAGCAAUGAGACUUAGCAGAAAUUGCCCAUGUGGCAAAAUAUUCACAUGAAUGAGUUUUUGAACUACAUACGAAAAUACCUUGUUUAUAAUUAUAUUUGUCCCAUACCUACAAUCAGUCUGUUUCACAUAUUCAGAUAACAUUUUUGACUACAAAUAAAAAAAUAUCAUUGUUUUUUCAUGUUAUUUUCCCAUACCUACCAGUCAGGGUGUUUCACAAAACAAUCUGUAAACUGUGAUAUAACAAAAGUCUGGCCCUAGGUUUAGCUGUAAUAAGUACUGCUUGUGUAAUUGACAUUGUCACUCUGUAAUUACAGUCAUCAUUAACUAGGUUGACACACACUGUUAAAUUCAACUUAAAAAAAGUGUUGUUUGAAUGACUUGAUUCAGCCAAAGGAGGACAGCUACUUAGCCUGGUCCUCCUCUAACACACUGUAAUCGUUAUCUUGAUCACAUUAUGUACAUUGAAGGAUGUUCAUGGCCUUAUGUUCUGGCAGUGAAUAUAAUGGCAUUUAGUUGAAUGCUGAAGAUGCUGAUUGGAUGUGCCAGUGCCUGUUCAUGCUAUUCAUAUUACAUGUACAGGUGUAUUAUCAUUGCUACCAUCUUCAUUCAAUUUAAUCUGUGUUGAUAUUCAACUGUAUUUUGUUGAGGUUGCAAAUUAUUAAACAUUCUUGAAUAAAGCAUAUUAUUAUAUUA